UGAGAUUGGACAGUGCAUAAGCAUCUUCUGCAUCUAUCAGCUGGACAAAUCGAAAAAGAAAGAAAAAAAGUAAAAAAAAAAACAAAAACAAAAACAAAGAGGAACAGAUAAAAAGACAACAGAAAGAGGGCUUUUGGCAUCGAAUCUCAGCCCUGCAUCGGUUGUAAUCAAUUUUCUCGCUCAGCUCCUCUCCCCUCUCCCUCUGAAAGGCCAAAUUCAAGAUGGGUUUCUAGCAUUUGCCUUUUCUCCUGAAUGAUAUGAUGGACCACAAUAACUUUACUAUAAAGACUUACAUGGCCAUCAUGGCCGAGAGGGAUGCUGCCAUCCGCGAACGGAAUAUGGCACUAGAGGAGAGAAAGAGGGCUUUUGCAGAGCGAGACAUGGCAAUGCUUCAGAGGGAUGCAGCUCUUGCAGAGCGUAAUGCUGCGAUACAAGAAAGAGACGAUGCCAUUGCUGCUCUUCGAUUAGGGGAGAGCUCUAUAAAUGACAACAAUGUGGUUCCAGAUUCACCAGGAAAUGACACUGAAAGUGGUGCAAAGCACAUUUAUAACCAACAGCAAAUGCAUAAAACCAUAGCUGAAGCAGCUCAUGGUUCAACGGAAGAUCCCACAGCUGGCUACUUGAAAGGCACGGAUACUUCUGAAGCAAAGAAUCCUAAAAAGGUCAGGCGACCUAAAGAGAGCAGACACAAUAAGCAAGCCAAGAUACCAAGGCAGGGUAAAAUUGGCGCAGAAAGUUUGAAUAUGCAGGUCAUUUCUACAUCAUCAGAUGAUUGGGUAAAUCUGCAAGAGUUGGAUAGUGAUAAGGAGGGAGAUAUGCAGCUCACAUCAUGGAAAGAUAACUUGGGUUUGAACCAAAUCAAUUUUGAUGAGUCUGCCAUGCCAGUGCCAGUUUGCUCCUGUACUGGGACUCCACAGCCAUGCUACAAAUGGGGUCAUGGUGGGUGGCAAUCAGCCUGCUGCACAACUACCAUAUCUAUGUACCCGUUACCUCAAAUAUCAAACAAACGCUAUUCCCGGGUGGGUGGCAGAAAGAUGAGUGGUGGUGCCUUCAGUAAAUUGCUUAAUCGCCUUGCUGAUCAAGGUUAUGACCUGUCUGUUCCACUUGACCUUAAGGAUCAUUGGGCUAAACAUGGUACAAACCGCUACAGCACAUUAAAAUAGCUUUUGUAUGUACGUUGGAUUGGGACCUCAAAACAUGUAGAAGGCAUUGUUGGGGAAGUGUGUUGUGGAUGAAAGAAAUUGUACUUUAAAACUGUGCAGGAGAUAUACAGCUAAUAGUUAUUCAUUCACAUUUUUUAGCUGUCUCUGUCUCAGAGUUCCAAUUCAUCUUAUCAGAACGGCCUCAUAUCAUGUAAUUUGCUUUUAUCAAAAUAUAUUUAAAUGAAUAUGGUGAUUUGGGUGACAAA
Messenger RNA from Nicotiana tabacum (common tobacco), 1408 nucleotides. RefSeq lists its product as uncharacterized. Lineage: Eukaryota; Viridiplantae; Streptophyta; Magnoliopsida; Solanales; Solanaceae. Gene Ontology annotation, molecular function: DNA-binding transcription factor activity; sequence-specific DNA binding. The record is from RefSeq and is a predicted model, not a curated record. Gene Ontology annotation, biological process: response to ethylene. Gene Ontology annotation, cellular component: nucleus.